Messenger RNA from Suncus etruscus (white-toothed pygmy shrew), 1409 nucleotides. RefSeq names its product EBP like (gene EBPL). NCBI's taxonomy places the organism in Eukaryota, Metazoa, Chordata, Mammalia, Eulipotyphla, Soricidae. Gene Ontology annotation, molecular function: cholestenol delta-isomerase activity. Gene Ontology annotation, biological process: sterol metabolic process. The transcript is spliced from 5 exons. Gene Ontology annotation, cellular component: membrane; endoplasmic reticulum. The record is from RefSeq and is a predicted model, not a curated record. The coding region runs from base 25 to 645 and encodes 206 amino acids.
CACACCGGCAAAAGCUAAGGAAGCAUGGCCGCAGCCUCAGAGCUGGAGACCCCGCCUGAAGGCCCGCUGCUGCUGGCCACCGCGCUGCUGGCCGCGGGCUCCACGCUGGGUCUGCUCCUGGGCCGCGGGCUGGGGGCGGCGGACCGCGGAGCGCUCGCCUGGCUUUGCUACGACGCCCUGGUGCACUUCGUGUUGGAAGCACCUUUUGUCUACUGGUCUCUCGUAGGAAAUAUUGUAGAUUCACAGGGCUGGAUUGCUUCAUUGUGGAAAGAAUACAGCAAAGCUGAUGCACGGUGGCUUCAUUCUGACCCCGUCAUCCUGUCUGUGGAAAUCCUGACUGUUAUCCUAGAUGGACUUCUGGCUUUGAUCCUCAUUUAUGCCAUCAUUAGAAAGAAACAUUAUCGGCAUUUUGUGCAGAUCACCCUGUGUGUGUGUGAAUUGUUUGGAUGCUGGAUGACCUUUGUCCCAGAAUGGCUUUUGGGAAGCCCCAACCUCAAAACCAACAACUGGCUCUACUUGUGGGUUUAUCUAGUAUUUUUCAAUAGUAUAUGGGUUCUGAUCCCAGGACUGUUAAUGUGGCAGUCAUGGGUCGAUCUCAGAAAGAUAUAUCACAAAGGAACUGGUUCAGUAAAGAAGUUUCAGUGAGCCUCCCUUAAACCCUGUUUUCAUGCUUUAUUUUUAGUUGUAAUGGCCAAACCUUUUUGGGUUUUGUUGUUCUGGAUUGGCUUGGUUUCUUUGGCCCACACCCUAUAUUACUCAGGACUUAUUCCUGGCUCUGCCCUCAACUAUUUUGACCAUAUGAAUAUAGCCGUGCACUUUGGUUAACUCCAAAGCAUGUUUGUGCCCCAUAUGGACUUGGCAUGUGGAAGGUGCUACCAUCUGGCUUUGUGUAAGAACACUGACAAGGUGAUCUGAGAAGUAUUUCUCAGUAUAACCCUCCCAUUGAAUACCCAUUCUCCACUUUUUUUGUUUUUUGGUUUUGUUUUUGUUUUUGGGUCACAACCUGUGGCGCUCAGGGGUUAUUCCUGGCUCUACACUCAGGAAUCGCUCCUCCUAGCAGCUAUGGGGGAACCAUAUGGGAUGCCAAGAUUCAAACCACCAUCCAUCCUGGAUUAGCUGUGUGCAAAGCAAAUGCUCUACUGCUGUGCUAUCUCUCAGGCCCCUCUGCUUUCUUUUUAUGUGAUUAUUCCUAAGCCACCUAUUUAAAAAACUCAAAGGUGACAAGUUUUCACUGUUGCUUAUUUCAAUGAAAUAGCAAUAUAGGGAACAGAAAAUAAUUUUUUUUUUUGGAACCCAGCAAUGCUCAGAGCUUACUUCUGGCUGUGCUCAGGGCUCACUCCUGGUGGUAUGCAGGGGACCAUAUGGAAUGCUGGGGAUGGAACUUGUGUCAGCAGCAUGCAAGGCCUUAC